AUCAGACUGUGAUUUGCGAACAAAGAGCUCGUCGCCGGCUUAGUUGUAAGGCAGUCCUUUUGAAGAGAAAUGGCUCUGAUUCCUCGAUUCUUCGGUCAGAGGAGCGACGUCUUCGACCCCUUCCCCCUCGACGUCUGGGAUCCUUUCCAGGGUUGGCCUUUAGACUCUUUUCGCUCCCUUGCUGAUUGGUCUGGUGCCAGCAGCGCUCUCGGCGAGACCUCCGCCUUCGCCAACACCCGCAUCGACUGGAGAGAGACCCCCGAGGCCCACGUCUUCAAGGCCGAUCUCCCGGGGAUAAGGAAGGAAGAGGUGAAGGUUGAGGUGGAGGAAGGAAGAGUGCUUCAGAUCAGCGGAGAGCGGAGCAAGGAGCAGGAGGAGAAGAAUGACACGUGGCACAGGGUCGAGAGGAGCAGCGGCAAGUUCCUGAGGAGGUUCAGGCUGCCGGAGAACGCGAAGAUGGAUCAGGUGAAGGCGACGAUGGAGAACGGCGUGCUCACCGUGACCGUGCCCAAGGAGGAAGUCAAGAAGCCCGAGGUGAAGGCCAUUGAAAUCUCUGGUCAGAAAGAGGAGUAGAUUCCUUGCUUGGUUGUGUUUCCGAGUUUUCGGUUAAGUUCUUCUGCUGAAGCGUUGGUCUGAGGCUUAUGCUAGCACCCGUGUUUGUGUCUGUGUGAGUUGAUGGUGUCUCUUGUUUGUGUCUGUGUAAGUUGAUGGUAUCUCUGGUGCGGUGUAUGUCUAUGGUGGGAGUAUGAAUAAAGUGUCUUUUAAGUUUUUGCUGCUUCGUUGGGUCGCAUUGGU
This is a messenger RNA of Asparagus officinalis (garden asparagus), 795 nucleotides long. Its product is annotated as 17.3 kDa class I heat shock protein-like. The record is from RefSeq and is a predicted model, not a curated record. Bases 70 to 573 code for a protein of 167 amino acids. The transcript has a single exon. Lineage: Eukaryota; Viridiplantae; Streptophyta; Magnoliopsida; Asparagales; Asparagaceae. Gene Ontology annotation, biological process: response to heat; response to hydrogen peroxide; protein complex oligomerization.